CACUUGUGCGCUUACGUGAAAAUAAAUUUCAAAAAAAAAAUAUAUCUAUAAAACGCAUCUCAAGAAUCUAUAACACAACAUUUCAUACAAUUUAAAGCCGUAAAGAAGAAAAACAUUAAAACGAGUUAUGUAACGUAACGUAAAUCAUAACGUAACAAAAAUACAUACAAAGAAAAGAAAGAAAAAGCAUUGUUUUUGAAAUAAAACUUUUUGAAAAUGUUGUAUUUUUACGAAAAUGUAUCGUUAUCUUAACAUACAAUUGAAAAGAACAAAAUUGCGCAAUUAUCAUCAGUUAUUGUUAUAUUUUCUUAUAAUUGUUUACGUAAAUACGAAAAUAAAACAAACGUCUAACGUAGUAAAAAAGCCAAUUUUCAAAUUAACUAAAACCCAGAGUUUAUUAAUAAUAUAUUUAAAUUUUUGUUACGGAUUUUUUAACUCUCAAAAGCUGUUUAAAUUAUAACGUUAAAUAAAUUACAAAAUAUUAAAAAAAAAACACACAAACACUCUCUCGUAACACUCACUAUCAAUCAAUUAAUAAAUUUACUUAGCAUAACUAUAUAGGAAAAAUUUUAAAUCUUAAGAUUUAAAAUUUUCGUAUAAUUUUAAAAGACGCUUUUUGAUAAAAAGAGAAAUUUAAGAAAAAGCGCCAGAAAAAAAACCAAGGAACAUUUUAAACUUCCCCUUCUCCUGCCAUUACGUUAAAACUGAAUUAUUUUAUUUAUUUAUAUAUAUAUUACACUAAGUUAUUGUGUUAUUUUUACUACCCCAUUUAAAUUUUAUUUAACACAUUAAUCAUAAAAUUAAAAAAAAAAUCAUCAAAAUAAAUAAAUAACUAAACAAAAACAACUGCCUUUACAACCCAAAAGUAAAAAAAGAUAAAAAACUACAAUAAACACCCACCGAAUAAAUCUGGCAUCAUUGUAUAAACUAACAUCUAAGAAACGUCAAAACUACCACCAACUAUAAUACACAUCAACUUUACGUCACCAAAGCAUAAACAGCAACAACAACAAAAAAGAAAACAUCUUAAAAGCAGCAAAGAAAAACAAAAGAGAGAGAGAGAGAGUAGCCAAAAAAAGCAGCAAAAGAGAACAAUCAAAAGAUCAAUAACAUUGCUAAAUUAACUCCAAAAUCUACCACCACCCAACAGUAAAACUACAACCCCUUCUUUACACUUCUUUAAAAAUUCUUCAAACAUUUUCAUUUCAACACUAAAAAGGACUUCAUCUCCUCUAGAAAGUCUCGAGCUGCUAGUUGGUGAAAACUAGCUGGCUGGCUGAGCCUUCAAAAUAAACUCCAUAAUCCUGAAAACAACCCACUUGCAGUUAAAGCGGGUUUUAUUUUGUACAAAAUAUGGCAACACCUCAAGUCAAAGACUUGGUGUUGCGUUCGCCAGCUGGUUCAUCUGAGGUCUUAACAUUUUCGUGGCCCCUUCAAGUUGGUACCGGCCAAGAUAGACACGAUAAUGGCAUUGAUAUUAUUGAUACCAUUAAAUUUGUUUGUGAUGAACUGCCAAGCAUCUCAUCGGCAUUCGAAGAGAUUAAUCUUAAUCAUAUAGACACUGCCUGUUAUAAGACUAUGACAAAUCUUGUCGAUCGGUUUAAUAAAGCCGUGGACAGUAUUGUUGCAUUGGAAAAAGGAACCUCACUGCCUGCUGAGCGUCUAAAUAAAUUCGCUCAUCCCAGCCUCUUAAGACAUAUUUUACAAUUAGUUUACAAUGCUGCCGUACUCGAUCCCGAUAAACUUAAUAAUUAUGAACCAUUUUCACCGGAGGUUUACGGUGAAACCUCCUAUGAAUUGGUACAACAAAUGAUAAAACAUGUGAAUGUUACCAACGAUGAUACGUUUAUUGAUUUGGGUUCGGGUGUAGGACAAGUUGUUCUACAAAUGGCCGGAUCAUUUCCACUAAAAUCAUGUAUUGGCGUAGAAAAAGCCGAUACACCCGCACGUUAUGCCGAACGUAUGGAUAUGUUUUUUCGUCAAUUUAUGGCAUGGUUUGGCAAACGUUACUGUGAAUACAAACUGUUAAAGGGAGAUUUUCUUGUCGAUGAACAUCGUGAGAAGAUAACAAGUUCAUCGUUGGUAUUUGUAAAUAAUUUUGCCUUCGGUCCGAAUGUGGAUCAUCAGUUGAAAGAACGUUUUGCCGAUUUGCGUGAUGGUGCGAGAGUAGUAUCGUCUAAAUCGUUUUGUCCUUUAAACUUUAGAAUAACAGAUAGAAAUUUAAGUGAUAUUGGUACGAUUAUGCAUGUCAGCGAGAUACCGCCGUUAAAAGGUUCAGUUUCCUGGACCUGUAAACCUGUAUCAUAUUAUCUACAUGUCAUCGAUCGCACAAUUCUAGAACGUUAUUUCCAACGUCUUAAAACUCAAAAAGGUGCUGAAAACGAUCAUCAUGCGGGUGGUAAUACACGCACUACCCGUGAUCGUGCCAAACGUGAAGCCAAUAAUCAAGCUUUAACAAACUCCCAAAAUUCCAACUCGAAUACUGCUCGUACAAAUUCUCCCGCUGCUCAUGUUAAUAAUACAACGACUACUAAAACUAGACAACAGCAACAACAGCAGCAGCAGCUACAAGAACAACAAAAGCAGCAGCAACAACAACGUAAUAUGGAAGUGGAUACUUCAACUGAAAGUGAUGGUGAAGCCAAUACCGCCAAUGGCAAUAGUAAUUGCAGUGGUGGACCGACAGUAACGCGUAAAGUAUGGUCUGAUUGGGGCAGUUCGAAAGGAGGCAAAAGUUCACAAAGCGACGAAGAGGAGAAUAACAAUUUCAUAACAACGACAUCGCGCACUGCGCGUACUACAACACAGAAAAAGCGCAAGAAAUUAACGCGCAAAGCAGCCAUAGCCAGUAAAAGUGCCGCUGCAGCAGCUCAAAGAGAAGCGGCUGCUAAAGAAAGAGCCGAAGCAGCUCAGGCCUCUAAAGAUAAUUCUUCGAAAGAAGAUUUUGGUGGCAAUUCUACAGGUGGUGGUUCAAUUACAGCUAAAGGACGCAAGGGACGCUUAAAAAAGGGGGCGCGGGGAAGGAAAAACAUCAAAAUUGCCGGUUUGGAUGUGUUGCAUCAGGAAACUUUACUCUCUACUUCUGUGGAAGCCAUGAGCAAAAAGUUACCACCCGCCCCCGGUACCAUAGAUCAACAAUUAACUUCAUUGUUAACUGAAAAUAUGGAUCACGCUGAAUUGGAGAUACCAACUUCACCACAAGACACUCCCUAUGCCUUGCAAAUCCUACUAGAUGUCUUUCGUUCUCAGUAUAUGGCGAUGAUAGAUCAAAUGAAAUCAAAGUCCUUUAUACCCAAUAUCAAGAGACAAAUACAAUUGGAACAGGAACGCAAACAACGCAUCAAAAAUAGAGCUUCCCAAUUAGAUAAACAAAUUAAAGUGCUAAUAGAUGAUAGUGUGGCCUUGUUAAAAGUACGUAUGAAUGAACUGGGCAUUAAUGUUUCCUCGCCCAAUGAUCUUAUAGCGAAAGCUAAGGAAAUAGUGGGACGUCAUAAAGAGCUGCAAGGUAUUGCCAAGAAGAUUCAAUCACAAGUUACCGCCUGUGAAAUGGAACAGAAGCGUUUGUUGAAAAAACAUCUACAGCAAUUGCCGGAAUACCAAAAGUUGUAUGGCAUUAAUGGAAAAACCAAAUUGCAUGAUUUACCAGGCUCUGAGUUGUCUGAAGCUUCGGCCCACGAGUUGGUGCUCAAGGAAAUUGCAAAUACUUUAGCACAACGCAAGAAAUUAGUGGCCCAAGUCUCCAGCAUAGAAAAAGAGGCCAAUAGUUUGGAAAAGGCGGUAGAUGAGAGAAGAACUGCUGCCGCUUUAAUGGCCCAAGGCACCAAUAUUAUAUUGGCCAAUAGCUCAGCCAACCCCAAUAGCAUUAGUAAUCCUAACCAACCUUUACAACUUACUACCAAUCAUAAUCAUUUGAAUUCUAUUAGCAUAAAUCAUGCCACUUCUACGGCAAAUCUUUCUGCCUCGGCAGCAGGAGCUUCUACUUCAUCUUCAGCAUCGUUGUCCGUAACUCCAGCAAACAAUAAUAGCUGUUCUACUACCUCUUUAGUGCCAAAUAAUAUCAAUAAUACUAAUACUGCUAUCCAACCCUCUAUAACAGUAACGAAAACUUCUAGUAAAUCAGUGCGCCGUAGUAGAGAUCAUCGCACACGUUCCCAGGAAUGGCCGGACGUACCAGAUGUGGGUAAGAUCGAAGAAAGCAAUCCCGAGGUAUUGGCGCAAAAGAUUUUGGAAACAGGACGUAAAAUAGAAGCAGGAAAGUUGACAACUAACUCCUCCUCGUCUAAGCAUCAACAUCAACAAAACAUAGCUAACAAUCAUCAUCAUCAACAACAUCAUCAGCAUCAGCUGCAGCAAUUGCAUGCUCAGCAGCAGCAACAGCAACACCAUCUAAUAAACCAAAAUCUUCAUCAACAUAUGCAACAACAACAUAUUCCUUCUCAUCACCCCGAAGAUAAACCCUACAGAAAUAAACAUCAUGCUGCAACACAUCAGCAUCAUCAUCAUCAACAACAGCCGCAGCAUCAUGUACAGCAUUCACAGCAACGUUCAAGUAGUAAUGAACAUUUACCUUCUAUAGGUGUUUAUGCAGCUGCUGGACAAGCAGAUCCUAGUACUUUAAUGCCUGCUCCCAAACAAAGAGAUAACAAUCUACUCUUACAAUCGAAUACAGGCACUUCAAUACGACCCAUUAACAACAGCAACAACGCAAUGACUAGUGGUAUUUUACCCAAAUGUGAAUUGCCCGGCAUGCGUAAAACAAAUAACAACAAUGUGCCCGUCGUUAGCAUACAAGAGUCUCCCAAAGUGGCCAAUUUCGAAGAUAGGCUUAAGAGUAUUAUAACCUCAGCUCUCAAUGAAGAUCAAGAACAACGCAAGGCUCAACAGGUGGUAAAUCAGGUGCAAGUUGAAGUUUCUCCCUCUCCACAACAAUCACCGGUACCAAAACGUAGCAAACACUCGCAUUUUAAUGCUGGAUCGUCCUCCUCCUCAAAUACUCAUAAUUCUUUAAGCAGUAUUAUAAAUGUCGCUACCCAUGGCAUGACUCACCUAAAUGCUACAACCACUAUAUCGCCCAUAACGCCUGCAUUACCGCCACCACAACCGCCAGCCACACAUGGUGCUGGCUCAGGUGGUGUUGGACUCACAAAAUAUGGUGCUAGUAAAGGCAUGUUACUGCAGCCUCUCAACUCUUCUGCAACGUCUUCCUCAGGGGCAGUUAGCAACUCUUCUUCUGCGAAAUCCUCUAAAUAUCAUCAGUCCCUUAAUGUUAACGCCAAUAAUCCACAACAUUUGAAUAAUAUUUAUGGUGCAGCCGAACAUAAUUUGCACAGACGACGCAGUUCGGUAUCAGCGGCUAAUUAUGAACAAUAUAUGGCCAGUCAACAGAGAGAAAGGGAAAGAGAACAUCAACUACAACAACAGCAGCAGCAUAUGAUGAAUAUGGCUCAGCAUAAUCCACACAAUCUAUCAUUGGAAUUUAAACAACCUCCGCUUAGUGUGGAAAAUCAUUUACAGCAACGUUCUAGUAGUCGCGAAAUGUUAAUGGAAGAUCCUGCACCUCCAGUGCGUUCAUCAUCAGCCAAUUCGGAUUCGGCUUUGCAAUAUUAUCCUCCCACUCGUGAUCGUCUAAUGUCUCUGGAAAGAAGUAGUAGUCGGGAAUCGGCCAUAUCACAACAUCAUACAGCACAACAUCUUAUUAACCCACAACAACAACCACCCAGCCGACCCAGCUCAAACUCCUCACAACCCGACUAUACACAAGUCUCCCCUGCUAAAAUGGCUUUAAGGCGUCAUUUAUCACAGGAGAAACUUAAUCAGGUGCCACCCGGUUCAUCGGCUACGUCCGGCAAUUCUCUACCACCCAUGUCCUCCACCAAAACUAUAGGCGAUUUGGUUAAUGGUGAGAUAGAAAGAACUCUGGAGAUAACCCAUCAAACAAUAAUAAAUGCUGCCGUUAAUAUGUCCACUGUGGGAUCGGCUUCCGGAGAACGUAAUCCUUAUCUCUUUGAACGUAGCCUCUUCAAUAAUGAUAGAGAUCGUGAUCGUUCUAACGACAGAGAACGCGAGAGAGAAAGAGAACGCGAAAGAGAAAAGGAACGGGAACGGGAACGAGAACGUGAAAGGGAAAGAGAACAUUUGAUUAUUAAUAAUCAUGCUCAAAGACCCGAACGUGUACAUGUUAAAAUGGUCGAUGACGUUAGCAAUCCCAAUUACUCGGAUAUUUCGCCGAGAGCAACAACACAAUCAGCUUCGUCUGGUCGUAAAUCUCCCACAUAUGCUCAUAAUUUGGCCACAUUGGCAAAUGUUGCAUAUCAGCACAAAACUAUACCAAAUGCAAAUUCGACAACAAAUAAUCAUCAUACAUCAACGUCGUCCACCAACUCCUCGGCUUCUGCAGGACCACCUACAAGACACUACAACAACAGUGCUACUAGUAGUCAGAAUACUAACAGUCAACGUGAACGAGAUUUAAAUAGUUUACCAUAUCAUCAUAUGUCCUCCUCAGCAUCAAAUGUUGCUGCCAAAAAUUCUUCGAUUAACUCGACUACCGCACCCACUUCGUCCACGUCAAAUCGUGACUAUCAACCGGUGGCUUUGCCCAGAGCUGAAAUGAAACCCUGUAUUGAGGCCUAUUUUCAAGAACAAGAUCACCAUCAGUCGUCUCAGCCGCAGCAGCAGCAACAUUUAUCAUCAUCCUCGUCAUCCCACAGCCAUAAAUCCAGUAAAGACAGACAUUCUUCUUCGCGUAGCAAUCGCUUGAAUGGCACAAAUCCUCCUUUAGAAGGUUUGGCCGCAUCAUUAAUGGCAUCACGUAAAUUCCGGGAGGAACACGAGGAACGACAAAAAAGAGCCGCAGCAGCAUCCACAACCACAAGUCAUAAUAACGAUCAUCAUGUUGGUAAUCAUGGUCAACAUCAUCAGCAGCAGCCGACACAAAAUCGUCAACAUCAUAAUAAUGCUGCGGAACAUUAUAGCAAUUCAUAUAGUCAGCAGACAACAUCUACGCAACAUAAUAAUCAUCAUAAUGGCUCUUCUAUGAAGGUGGAACUUGGUGUAAAACGUACAUCACCCAUGACAAAUAAUCAUCCGAGGGCUUCAAAAGUGCCACACUACUCCAAUGAGCCGUCUUUAACACAUCAUAGUGCACACUCUGGACAAAACUCGUAUGCCAAUACAAAUGGCGGAGGUAUAAAUAGUGGUCAUCAUCAGGGAAAUCAUAGUUCACCCACAUCUACAAAUACGGCUGGAGCUGGUGUAAAUUCUUCAAAUAGACGUGGUAAUAAAUUAAGCUUGGAACCUUUACUUAUGAGUCCUGAAAUUAAUUCCAUAAUGGGAGGUGAUGAGGCUAGAACAAUGCAACAGCAUAAUUCUGCUGCUAAUAGUAGGCAAAACUUACAUAAUAACAACAACAACAGUCAUCAACAUCAUGGUCAUUACAAUAACAAUUAUCAUCAUCAGCAGCAACAAGGCCCUCAACAUCAACACACAUCCAAUAAUCACCACAACAGUCACCACCACCACCAACAUCAUCAACAACAACAACAACAUCAUCAACACAAUCAUCAUAAUAAUAUCCCACAUUUAAAUAGUCGCAAUACAAACAACAACAACACAAGCAGCAACAACAACAAUUCCGCCACAUCAUCAUCUUCCACUUCUUCAAAUGUUCUUACGAAUUCUAAUCCCAUCGUAGGAAAUCGUAAUGCAGAUGAUGAUGAUGUUAUAGCUGAUGAUGAGAGCCAUUGGCAGCAUCGUGUUAGUUCGGGUUUUGAUCGUUUAGUAGCAUUUGCCUCAACCGAAUUGGAUAAGACCAGACGUUCAAUUGAUACCGAUACGGUACCAUCUUCGAUCAGUUGCAAUACCUCACCCGAUUCGGGUAUAACACACAGUAGCAGUAAUUCAGAUGCAGCCAGAACAUUCCUAUCCACCUCAUCGACUUCAUCACAAUUGGAUUUACCCAUUAGCAGUGGCAGUAGUACCUCUAGUGGUAAUAGCAGUUUUAUGGGUCAUCAUGGCCAUCAUCAUAAUCAUUUGGGCGGCAGUCAAGAUCAUUUAAGUGACAGCAGCAUGAAAUCCACACAUUCGGAUGUAAAUUCUCUGCCCAUAACUCUUAAGAAUUGCUCUUCACCGCAAGAUCCUACAGCAAUAGAUAGUCCUCCACUAUCAGAUAUGGGUUUGCCUAGAACACCCAGUCCCAAUGUGGCGGUUAAUACACCUCCACCAUCUCUGUUGAAUGUCAAUAACAAUAGUUUGGAUACUACGGGAAAUAAUUUGAAAAUUCCUUUAAAAUAUCAACGCAAAUCGAAAACGUCUUUGGAAAAACAUUAUAAAAAGAAAUUCUGUGAACGUAAUUGGGAAUAUGAUUGUGAUGAACUGUUGGCCUAUUCAAAUUCCUCUUCAAAUACAGCUGCCGAUGCAGCAGGCAAUGCUAACGAUCAGCUAGAGGUGGCGGGGAAGGAUAUGGAUUGUUUAAACAAUGCUCUGGAGCAGCAACAGCAAAUACAACAUCAUCAUCAUCAUCAACAGCAGCAACAACAUGCUCAUCACAAGUCUUCAAAAUUUCGACCAAAAGGCAAAGAUUGGGAUUGGUCUAUGGACAGCAAUAGCAGCAGUAGUCAAAAGACCAAAUGUGAUGCUUCAGCUAAUGCAGUAACCGCCACGCCACAAUCACUGCAGUAAAAUUGUUAUUUAAAGAAAAUAUUUUCUUUAUCAUAAAACUAUAAAUUAAGUUUAACUUGUUUUCUUUUAUUUUUUUCUUUAAUUCUUAUAUAUUUUUCUGUAACAAAAUUGUUUAUUUAGU
Molecule: messenger RNA, 8800 nt
Organism: Lucilia cuprina (Australian sheep blowfly)
Lineage: Eukaryota; Metazoa; Arthropoda; Insecta; Diptera; Calliphoridae
Gene: gpp
Product: histone-lysine N-methyltransferase, H3 lysine-79 specific
Exons: 7
Coding region: 1354-8679 (2441 amino acids)
Biological process (GO): DNA damage checkpoint signaling; regulation of transcription regulatory region DNA binding; DNA repair
Cellular component (GO): nucleus
Molecular function (GO): histone H3K79 methyltransferase activity
Source: RefSeq, a predicted model, not a curated record